Candidula unifasciata is the source of this 1182-nucleotide messenger RNA. Lineage: Eukaryota; Metazoa; Mollusca; Gastropoda; Stylommatophora; Geomitridae. The record is from the annotation of a GenBank genome assembly.
AUGCCAUGUAGCGGUGCAUCACUUUGUCCAACAAGUCCCGACCAGGCUUAUAAUUACAGCCUCAACGAGGUCAACUACUCAUGGACGACCAACUCCUCGCUACCUCUGCACACAGAAACCAUACUAGGGACACACAUGAAUGAUGCUGCCAGCAGACACCACAUAAAUGCCAUGUUCAAGGGAAGCUCCAUCGCGUUGACGUUGAGUUUCUGUGUGCUGGUAUCGCUCUGCAGCACGUCGGUCCUCCUAGCUACACACUGGAUGAACAGUUACCGGAGUGUCACGUUUGUGUUCCUCCGCAGUUUGUAUGUCUCUGACAUACUCAUGUCAAUCUACGGCACGUCCAAGAUGACAAUGUUAUUGUUUAUUGAGCAGCUGAACAUCAACUUUUUCUUGCCCGAAAGUCUGUUCUUCACCGCUUCCUUGGCUUCCACGAUGUCUUUGAUAUUCAUUAACUUGGACUGCUAUCUGAAGUUAGCAAGACCUCUCCAGUACAAACAGGUAAAUAUCUUCAAGCAUGUGACAUGUAUCGUGUCGGUCAGGCACUUCCACACGCUACCUAAGCUAGACUUCAACUGUUUCUCGAGCCGGAUGGUUGAGAUUCAAAACUAUACGUAUUUUCACGGAACAAUCAUCUUAGAAUCCGUCCUGUGGUUAUGCUGCUACUUACCUUUCUUUAUUUACAUAGUCCUAACAUGCUCACAGUGUCUUCUAUCGGACUUCACGAAUCGAGACUUUGCUGUUAUAUACUUCAUACCUCUGUUCAUGACGAAGUCCCUACUCAGUUCAGUUUUACAGAUGGGAAGGACAUUUCAAGCUUACGAUCUUAUCAGCAGCCGCAUUUCAGGGAGUUCUAUAUUCAAACGUCUAAAGAAAAGAAGGCAGAUGAGAAUGGACCAAAAACACAGCGAUGUGACCCCUAUAUCUUUCAGCAAUCCACUAUGUGAAUAUAAUAACUUCAGCAGCCAUGGAGAUAUCCAAGUCGACAUGGAUCACACUCAGGCGAUUCUACAUCCACGCAGCAGAGUGAUGGAGUUUGUGGAAUUUAUCCAAGACACCGGUUGCUGCUUUAGUUCUGAAGGCUCAAGCACCAGUCUGGCGGGUUUUACCAACAGUUCCUAUCGGGCAUCUAUAUCCUCAAAACAUGCCGACGUGAUCUCGCAACAAACUACAACAUUGUGA